AGGUGAAUAUGGACUGAACAAUAAAAAAACAGGAAAUCGGAUGGCUACUUGGAAAGGAGUCGACAUUCCAUAAGUUGGCGAAUAUUACGAAAGGAUUGAAGCAAGGUUAAUUGAAAGAACUUAUAAAAAAUGAUUGGAAGUAAAAAUUAUUUAUUUAAUAUAAAAAAUAGUAAAGCAUAAGCAUAUGAAUUUGGAGAAUACUUAAACAAUAAUAAAAUUAGAAGGUGGAUAUACAUCUAUGAAAAAAAAACGAUGUACAAUGAUUUAUAAUAAAAUAUUAGUGGUGGAGGAUUUUAUGAUGAAUAAAAUUAAAAGAAUGGUAAGUGGACUGAAUUGAGUGAUGAAUUCAGAAGGGUUUCGUAAGUUCUUUAUAAUGGCGAGUAUAGGAAUGGAAAAAAGGUUGGCAGAUGGGAUAGUUUCUUCAGGGAGGAAGAAAAAGAAAAUUUUUUAGAAUUGUAAAUAAUAAAGAAAAAGUUUAGUGUUGGUGGAUUAUAUGCUGAUUAGAUGCAGGGAGAGUCAACCAAAAAUGGGAAAUGGGUUGAGUUGAACAAUGGAUUUGAAAAGUUUUCUUAAAUCACUUAUAAUGGUCAGUAUAAAAAUGGUAAAAAGGUUGGUAGAUGGACAGCUUUUUAUAAGGAUCAUGGAAAAGUAAAUUUUGAAGAAAUGUAUUAAUAAAUAAAAGCCUAGUGGUUGUGGAUGCUACGCUGAUUAGAUAGAAGGAGAAUCAGUUAAAAUAGGGUAGUGGAUUGUGUUGAGCGAUUAGUUUGAUAAGUAUUCUUAAGUCACUUUAAUUGGUGAAUAUUAAAUGGGAAAAAGGAUGGUAAAUGGGAUAUUUUAUAUAUGGGAGAAAAAAUGUAAUUUUUAACUUAUAAUGUUAUUAAAACUAGUGGUGGAGGAUCAUAUGUAACUUAGAUAGAAGGGGAAUCCAUGAAAAAUGGAAGAUGGAUUGAGCCAAGUG
Messenger RNA from Paramecium octaurelia, 958 nucleotides. NCBI's taxonomy places the organism in Eukaryota, Ciliophora, Oligohymenophorea, Peniculida, Parameciidae. The record is from the annotation of a GenBank genome assembly.